AAACAAUGAACGACUUUGAGAGUGAACAGUUGUGAAUGCAAGUAGGCUGGCAAGUGUUGAGACCCACAUUCCUUCUCCGAUGACUGAAAACGCUGAAAUGUGAAGUAAAGGUGAUUUCCUCUUCUUUUCAUAAACUUAUUUGAACUUGAAGACAACGAUCACACUCAGCAGCUUCUUCAGGUCUGCAUUUCAAAGUCUCGAGGAGGAAACGGGAGCGCCACGACACGGAUUAUCCACACAGCACCUCACAGCUGUUUUGCUUUAUACAAAAUAUUUGGAUCACUUUUGGACCUCAAGAUUUGUACAUUAUUACAUUUUAUUAGAUACAUUUGUGUGUGGAACGUGCAUCAAGUUUGUCGUGCGUUUUUUGUGGAGCGACUUUAAAAAGCAAUGGUGGGGAGGCUUAACUUACAGCAUGUGUCUGAUGACGAUCCGCUGGAUAUGAAUUUCAAAGCUGAUCGGCCUCUUGACAGUCCGGACUCUGGUUUGCCUCCGAGCCCGAGUCCAAGUGUUUGGUUACUGCAGGGCACCGGGACUGUCACCCCUAUUACUGAGGAUGAAAGCAGAGAGUCAGCUGUGGUUCCUGUUAAAUUGCAUGCAUUGUCCUAUGGAGAGGGCAUUGAACUAGAUCUUCUUCCAUCAAAAGAAAUAAGAUAUACAUCAUCAGUGCGUUAUGACUCAGAUCGACACUUCAUCCAGGAUGUGACCCUGCAACCCAGAGGUCUGGGGUUGGAGAUGUGCAGCCAGACAAUUUUGGCCCUGCCUCAAAGCACCUGGAGACAUUACAAGACCCAGCUCGAGUUUCAGCCCCGUCAGAGGGUGCAACGCUACCAAAGCACCACUAUUGUGUACCCCAAACACACCCGGACCUUCUACACCACCCAGCUCAACUAUGAUGGGCACAAGCUGGCCAAGCGCUUCUUUUCUGCUGUAGAGCUGCAGGCGUCUGACUGCAAGGCUGGUCUUUGAAAGACAGACGGGUAUUUGUGCCUGACAUUACGCCCAUAUGUACCAAUUAUAAACCACCGCCUGCAUUCAUUGUGAGUCCCAGGAGACAAAAAAGGAAACUUGGACUUAAAUUGUUGCCAGUUGGAAAGGGGUUCCCAAGAAAGACUUGCAUUUUUUUUAAAGGGUUUUUUUAAGGUUGAAGAAAGUAAGCAACUGUGUUGCUUUUGUUUUUAAGAGCGGCAUGCAGAGGUUUUCAUGGUUUGCUUCAUCAAUGCUCUGUUGUGGUAUAACGUGGUUAAUUGAAUGGUUUUUAAUUGUAUGUACUAGUGUGGUUGGUUAUUUAAUGGUUAGAUGUUUCUGAUAUUCUGUGCUGAUUUUGGACCAUCACUGCUUUGAAAGGUUAGAUUUAUUUCUCACACAUAGUUUGUCACAGAGGGAUGUGGGGAAAGUAGACCCCUUCAUUAAUUCAGUUAUAGAAUAAUAAAGCAUAUUUGGGUUUAGUUACGAAGGUGGAGCUUUAAUACAAUUUUUUUUU
This is a messenger RNA of Paramisgurnus dabryanus, 1483 nucleotides long. It is a transcript of the gene rflnb, whose product is annotated as refilin B. Gene Ontology annotation, cellular component: actin filament bundle. NCBI's taxonomy places the organism in Eukaryota, Metazoa, Chordata, Actinopteri, Cypriniformes, Cobitidae. Gene Ontology annotation, biological process: negative regulation of bone mineralization involved in bone maturation; skeletal system morphogenesis; negative regulation of chondrocyte development. The record is from RefSeq and is a predicted model, not a curated record. Gene Ontology annotation, molecular function: filamin binding.